AUGCCACUCCAGUCCCCCUUCAGCCCGGGCGAAAAGCACCCUAUCCCCGCUCGCCUAGGCGUGGCCGUCCCACUCUCCCAAGGCCAGUCUCUGCGCAUCGUCAACACCCACGGCACCCAGGUCGUCGACUUUUGGUGCUUCGCCGUUGAGCCAUCCGCCGCCGCCUCGGUGUCCGGUCCCCUUCCCGCUUCCACCCUCUCACUCAACCACUACCUCUCCAUGCCACACACUCGCGCCUCAACCCACCACCUCACGCCCCGCGUCCACGACACCCUGACGAGCAACCACCGCGCCCCAAUCCUCACGCUCCAGUCCGACACCAGCCCAGGCGUCCACGACACCCUGAUCGCCGCGUGCGACAUUUUCCGCUACCGUGAGCUGGCGCACCAACCCAUCGAGCAGGCUCCCCAGUACUACCACAACAACUGCGCCGACAACUGCCGCAACGCCCUGCUGGCCCUGUCCGCGCAGCUCGGCAUGACGCUGGCGCCCGCCCUCAGCAGAGACGAGGAUUGGACGCCGCCGGCGCCGCUGAAUCUGUGGAUGAAUAUCCCCGUGCACCCCAAGGAGGAAGGCAAGGCGGCGAUGCCGAGUGGUAGCGGGCCGAGCUGUGGCGCCGAGGUCAGCUUCGAUCGGCCGGUGAGUAAGGCGGGCGAUGAGGUCGUGUUCCGCGCUGAGACGGAUGUCGUGUGUGUCAUGAGUGCGUGUCCGCAGGACUUGCUGGAGAUUAAUUGUCGGGAGCCCAGGGAGUGUGCGUUUAUGGUGGUGGGAUGA
Molecule: messenger RNA, 774 nt
Organism: Cyphellophora europaea CBS 101466
Lineage: Eukaryota; Fungi; Ascomycota; Eurotiomycetes; Chaetothyriales; Cyphellophoraceae
Exons: 1
Coding region: 1-774 (257 amino acids)
Source: RefSeq, a predicted model, not a curated record